Molecule: messenger RNA, 1380 nt
Organism: Armigeres subalbatus
Lineage: Eukaryota; Metazoa; Arthropoda; Insecta; Diptera; Culicidae
Gene: Rpt4
Product: 26S proteasome regulatory subunit 10B
Exons: 3
Coding region: 107-1288 (393 amino acids)
Biological process (GO): positive regulation of RNA polymerase II transcription preinitiation complex assembly
Cellular component (GO): proteasome regulatory particle, base subcomplex; cytosolic proteasome complex
Molecular function (GO): ATP hydrolysis activity; proteasome-activating activity; ATP binding
Source: RefSeq, a predicted model, not a curated record
GCUUUGGCUUUCUUCUCUCCAAGUUGUCAAAGUUGAUUUUGUCGUCCAGUCAUUUUGUAAAAGGAAAACAGUUUUCUGCAAAGUUAAUCGUGAAAUAUCGUGCAAAAUGUCGUCUGCAGUUGAGCCAGCUCGCGAAAAAGCAUUACAAGAUUACCGCAAGAAGUUGCUGGAACACAAGGAAGUGGAAUCUCGCCUAAAAGAGCUGAGAGAAUCUUUGAAGGAACUUACUAAGCAAUUUGAUAAAUCGGAGAACGACUUGAAGGCGUUGCAAAGCGUCGGACAGAUCGUGGGAGAAGUGCUGAAGCAACUUACGGAAGACAAGUUUAUAGUAAAGGCCACAAAUGGGCCUCGGUAUGUGGUGGGUUGCCGCAGGCAACUGGACAAGACCAAACUCAAGUCAGGCACUCGGGUAGCGCUGGACAUGACAACGUUGACUAUUAUGAGAUAUUUGCCGCGGGAAGUUGAUCCCUUGGUGUAUAACAUGUCUCACGAAGAUCCAGGAGAGGUGACUUAUUCGGCCAUUGGUGGCUUAUCCGAGCAAAUCCGUGAGCUUCGUGAGGUUAUUGAAUUGCCACUGCUCAACCCGGAGCUGUUUCUACGUGUUGGAAUUACUCCACCAAAAGGGUGCCUUCUGUACGGACCCCCUGGCACCGGUAAGACAUUGCUUGCCCGUGCGGUAGCUUCCCAGUUGGAUGCUAACUUUUUAAAAGUGGUAUCAUCUGCCAUUGUUGACAAAUACAUCGGAGAAUCGGCCCGAUUGAUCCGAGAAAUGUUCAACUAUGCCAGGGAUCAUCAACCCUGCAUCAUCUUUAUGGAUGAAAUCGAUGCCAUCGGAGGACGUCGAUUCUCGGAGGGCACUUCGGCGGAUCGCGAAAUUCAGCGUACCUUGAUGGAACUGUUGAACCAGAUGGAUGGAUUCGAUUCAUUGGGACAAGUAAAAAUGAUAAUGGCUACUAACCGACCGGAUACGCUGGAUCCGGCUCUGCUGCGUCCCGGUCGUUUGGAUAGGAAGAUUGAAAUUCCUCUCCCUAAUGAACAAGCAAGACUGGAAAUUUUGAAAAUCCACGCCGGACCGAUAGCCAAGCACGGUGACAUCGAUUACGAAGCAGUCGUCAAGCUGUCCGACAAUUUCAACGGCGCUGAUUUACGCAACGUGUGCACCGAGGCCGGACUGUUUGCUAUCCGUGCGGAGCGGGAGUACGUUAUUCAGGAGGACUUCAUGAAGGCCGUUCGGAAGGUCGCCGACAACAAAAGACUGGAAAGCAAGCUCGACUACAAGCCGGUAUAAAAAAUACAGCGGGUGUUCACAUUCGCACAUUGCGCAAGUAUAUUCAAUUUUUUUCCGUUUACUUCGUAUAUAUUAACCAUGUGUAACAAAUA